Messenger RNA from Vitis riparia (riverbank grape), 668 nucleotides. Its product is annotated as 60S ribosomal protein L30. Lineage: Eukaryota; Viridiplantae; Streptophyta; Magnoliopsida; Vitales; Vitaceae. The record is from RefSeq and is a predicted model, not a curated record. The coding region runs from base 91 to 429 and encodes 112 amino acids. Gene Ontology annotation, molecular function: structural constituent of ribosome; RNA binding. The transcript has 5 exons. Gene Ontology annotation, cellular component: cytosolic large ribosomal subunit.
UCGCUUGCGGCAAGUCUCUGUGGCUAGGGUUUCCUCUCUAUCUCGCCGAAAACCCCUUUGUCCUCAUUUUCUCAGCAGCCAAACACAAAGAUGGUGGCCGGAAAGAAGACCAAGAAGACUCAUGAGAGCAUCAACAACAGGCUUGCCCUCGUCAUGAAGAGCGGCAAGUACACACUUGGGUACAAGACCGUGCUCAAAUCUCUCAGAAGCUCGAAAGGAAAAUUGAUCCUCAUUUCCAACAACUGUCCACCACUGAGGAAAUCUGAGAUCGAGUACUAUGCCAUGCUUGCAAAGGUUGGCGUUCACCACUUCAAUGGAAACAAUGUUGACUUGGGAACAGCAUGUGGCAAGUAUUUCCGUGUAUCUUGCCUGAGCAUUAUUGAUCCAGGUGAUUCUGAUAUCAUCAAGACACUGCCUGGUGAUCACUAAGACAACUGAGUUGAAUGGAUGGCUGCAUUUAAAUUGUCAUAAACUGCUAAGUAGAAUGAAUUUGCCUUUUUCUUUUUUUAAUUAUUUCCCUGGACCAGAGACAUGUGUGUUGUGGAAUUUUGUUCGACUAAAUGUGGUGCACUUUUUUUUUAAAAUCAAAUUUGACUUUGGUCACAUUUCGGAAUCAAACUAAGCAUGCUUCUGGUUAUAUAUGAUUGAGUGGAUGCCCCAUUUAUAUA